This is a messenger RNA of Gryllus bimaculatus (two-spotted cricket), 3509 nucleotides long. The record is from the annotation of a GenBank genome assembly. NCBI's taxonomy places the organism in Eukaryota, Metazoa, Arthropoda, Insecta, Orthoptera, Gryllidae.
UUGUAUGUUGUUUAGAUGAGACACCAACGGGAGAGCGUAUCACGAAGUUCUGUAUUUCCAUCACAGGUGUCGCGGGAGUUUCACUUACACAAUAAAAUGCCGUAAAUUAGAAACAAAUGACAGAGCUGGGAAAGAUUAUCUACAUUGUCUUUACUUCAAAGACAACCCUUAAAACUUAAUUAUUGUAUGCUUUAUUUAAAUUUCAAAUCUGAAAUAUUAUAGAUUCGGGUUCCCUAACAAUAGCUUAUUUGCUACACGAAGAGAAAACAAAAUAUAUAUGAACUACUAUUUUCGAUAUAAGCUACGCUUUAAAAGUUAAAAAUGAACACAUUUUUCAUUGCCACCUCUUUCUGUAAGUAGUUGUAUCUCAUUAUGGCAAUGAUUCAAGGAACGCAGUUGAAAAUAAAGCACGAGACUGAUCGAUGCGGAAUCGUGGUGAAACAAGAUGUCAGCGUUAAGUGCAGGAGGGAAGAUAUGAAUGGACCGAAUUCGAUGUACAAGAUGCGACCGAUUAUCAAGUUGGCGGAGGAAAUAGACUUGCCAAAAUGCAUGUACAAAAUGAAAGUUAUACAGAACUCUCAUUGCGUGGUACAGAUAGACAGAUCUACAAAUGAUAGAUUGGCAUCUGCUAUUACGGAACAGAAACCAAUGCCUGAAGUAGUUGCUUUGGAGAAUAGGCAAGAAGCAAUUCUAGUUCAACUGGCCCAGUUAAAACAACAACUUAAUAAUUUGAGGGAGCAAUUAAAGAAGCCAACAUCAUGCACAUCUAUAAAGAUUCAAGUUCAAAAUACUUACAAGAACGGACUACAUGACGAAAUAGUUGUUAAAGCCAAUCCUAAACGGCCUCCGUAUUCUUUACUGGCUUUGAAUCGUCUACUCCAGAAUAGUAUAAAUAUUCGUAACUAUGUUCAUUCUACAACUGAAGACCUGGGCGAAAUCCUCAAACAGUUCAAUAAAACAUCAAAUUCUCCACUUUUCAAUAUCAGAUUAAUUUGGAAAGAUGUGCCUGAUACUGAAUUCUUGAUCAGUCCUACCAAACAUUCAGGAAUAACAACAGAGGUGAAUCUUUUGAGGUUUUUGAGUCGCUCAGGACCACCAGAAUUGAAUUACGAAGCUUCAGGGGAUGCAGUUUUUGCUAGUAUUGCUGAUGAACUUCUUGACACAUGUUAUAGAAUUGUGAAGGAAACUACAAUAAAAGGAAGACAGAUUCAUUUUAAAUUAUUUGGUGCAGCUCUUCAAAAAUAUCAGUUUCUAAUGGGAGACAAUGUAUCUGUGGUGGACAUAGCAGGGUGGUCAGCACUAAAACAGAUUGGUUAUGUGUCUAAAGAUUUGCCUUCAAAUGUCAAUACAUGGAUUGAAAGGUGUAAUCACAUUUUUGGAGUAAAUGUGGCACAUUAACAUUUAAAUUAAGAAGACCACUGUCUUCCAGUUAUAAUUAAUAAUUUAUAAAGGAGUAAUUUAAGCAAUGAAAUUUGAUAACAGCUGUUCACAUCAGAUAAUAAAUACUGGCACACUGAUUUGAAGUUUCAUUUCUGAAUUCCUUUUUUAAAAAGAUUUUUAAACAAAAUUAUAUGGCAGUGGUAUAUAUUUCUGUAACAAGACAUUUCAUACAAAUACAUUUCAUUACUUAAUGGAAACUAAAACAUGGCAACAAAUUCUGGAACAGAAGAUAAAUAAAUUCAAACAAAAUUACAGUCAUAAUAAAAUUGAACCCUUAAAUCUCUAGCUUAUUAUAUUUACUCUUACAACAUUCCCUUUUCUGCACAGGAGAAAUGAAUCUUUCCACGAUAAUGCAGUUUGGUCAGUUAAGUGGGAUUAUUUUUUUAUAAUAACCUAUUUUUGUGACCUUGUAAUUUACCAAUUCACAGGAAGUGCUAGUGUAAAAAAAUUUGAUUGUUAACAAUCUGUAAAAAAAAGUUGGAUAUUAAAAUGUGUAUCAAAGGUAUUGUGAACGUUUACAUUUUCAUUCAAAAACUUGGAGUGAAAAAAAAAAAGCUUCAGAUGGGAUGUGCAUUGAACAAAUAAACUAAAAGUACUAUGAAAUCUGUGAGUAAUUUUCAUUUGAGAACUGGAAUUUUUUGGCUAAUGCAAUUUCUAUCAAUAAUUUGUAUUAAGACAUUCUGAAGUAAAAUGCUGUAUUAAGUUUGCUGCUCAAUUAUAAAUUUGAAGUCAAAAGUAUUUAAACUUCAAAACUUUUUUGGUGUCAGACUUAAUUGUAAAAUUAGUGUAGGUACAUCAAACAGGUUAAAUUUGAAUUAACUUUUAUGAGAAGAAAAUUUUGUGAAAUAAUAUUGAAUUUCAGAAUUCUGAAAACAAAGGCACUUAUACAAUUAUAGCAAUUUCUGCUUUUCUUGAAGGAUUGAAAUAAGGUAAAAAAUGAAAAUGCUGGGGAUUUUAAACAUUUCAAAUUAAUGCAACACUUCCUUUAUGUACAUAAUUGUUAUUUUAGUAUUGGCACAUACAGCGAUCUUGUAAUAUCUGGUCAUGUUCCAGACUUAGAAGGAAAAUUAUCCUUUGCUAACAACCAUUUCAUCAUACACAUUAGAUUUAAGUGAGAUUUUUUCUUUGAAACUAGAUUUCUACAUGAGGCAGUAUAUUUUAUCAAUGCCUUGAUUAUAUUGAUAUUUUAUUACUCAAGUAAUAUGAGAGAAAAUUAUCAAAAUCAAGGCAUUAUGUACUUAAUGUACUGUAUACAUAAAAAAGCCAAGGAAUAGAACAAUUAUUGAGAAACCUCGACUGACAAUAUGUAUGAUUUACACAAGGAAAUAAACAUAAUAUACACCUCUCAUGCCACUUCUUACCACUGUAAAAAUCUAUAAAAGUAGAAGAGGGAGGUUAUUUCAUUAACAGACAUUCAUUAUUAAACCAAGACUAUGCAAAAAUCCUGGGAUGCUGAUCAAGACAUUCACACUAUGUUGCUGACUUCAUUUUUACAUGAUAAACCACUAAAGCUUCAUUGUCUUCUACAAAACUUCCCGUUAAGUAGCAAGAUGGAACUUUAUGUAAAGUCUUCCAUGAUUGACUGUACAAGUUAAUAAUAAAAGUUUAUUACACUCACUCACAAAUAAUAAGUCAUCUAAUAAUUUACAUUCAACAACCACUGUUUGCUUGGAAUGCUUGCUUCACUUCUGAGUCAGUCUAUGUUUUUUUGUGCAGAGGAGACAACUAUUACGUCCAGAAGAGAAACCAAACAAAACAAAAAGAAAAUAGCACUCGCAAUAAAGAACAAUCACACUUCAAACAGUAUCAUUAUUAUCACAGAUCUUGAAAGCAAGUAUAGAAUGUGAUGUGGUAAUGCAAUGUGUACCGACUUUGGUCAUCACUUGCUUUAUAGUCUUUAUAUUCAUAUUAUCAUCUUCACAUUUGGAAUAAACUUUUCUAAAAGAAUGCAUAAAUACUGUAUUUGAAUAUUUUAAAAAUUCACUUUUAUUUCAAAAUAACUUAUGUAAACUUCAAGUUGGGAGUCGUCUGUGUUGUGAGUUCUCUGCCUGGUCCCAAAACAGAGUUUC